Molecule: messenger RNA, 2469 nt
Organism: Lingula anatina
Lineage: Eukaryota; Metazoa; Brachiopoda; Lingulata; Lingulida; Lingulidae
Product: tyrosine--tRNA ligase, cytoplasmic-like
Biological process (GO): tyrosyl-tRNA aminoacylation
Molecular function (GO): tRNA binding; tyrosine-tRNA ligase activity; ATP binding
Source: RefSeq, a predicted model, not a curated record
AUGAAGUAGUCUGCUGUAAUCACAUUGCAAGGCUGUCCCUAAGCAGAUUUUCUUUCAAAAACGGGAACAAGUUACGAAAAACUAGACCCAUAUCAGCUAUACAUAUCAUUCCACCAUGGAAAAUGGGACAUUGUCCUUGGAGGACAAAGUGGAACUCAUUUCAAGGAAUUUACAAGAAAUCCUUGGAGAAGAUCGAAUGCGGGAUGUACUGAAGGAAAGAAACUUAAAAGUUUACUGGGGCACAGCUACAACAGGAAAGCCCCAUAUUGCCUACUUUGUACCUAUGUCUAAGAUUGCUGAUUUCCUCAAGGCUGGAUGUGAGGUAACAAUACUAUUUGCUGACCUCCAUGCAUACUUGGACAACAUGAAGGCCCCCUGGGAUUUACUACAACUUAGGACUAAAUAUUAUGAGGCUGCCAUCAAAGCAAUGCUAAAGUCCAUAGGAGUGCCAUUGGACAACCUCAAGUUUGUCAAGGGGACAGAGUAUCAGUUAAGCAAGGAAUAUACACUUGACGUUUACAAAUUGACCUCUCUGGUCACAGAGCAUGAUGCCAAGAAAGCGGGAGCUGAGGUGGUGAAGCAGGUUGAGCACCCUCUCCUCAGUGGCCUACUCUACCCAGGACUACAGGGCUUGGAUGAAGAGUAUUUGGGAGUAGAUGCACAGUUUGGAGGCGUAGACCAAAGAAAGAUUUUUACAUUUACUGAAAAGUACCUCCCUCAACUGGGAUAUAAAAAAAGAACACAUUUAAUGAACCCCAUGGUGCCAGGAUUAACAGGAGGUAAAAUGAGUUCCUCUGAGGAGGAUUCUAAGAUUGACCUGCUGGACAGUGCAGCUCAGGUGAAGAAGAAACUGAAGAAGGCUUUUUGUGAACCAAGAAAUGUCACAGACAAUGGAGUGUUGGCCUUUGUCAAGCAUGUGCUUUUACCACUGUCACACUCAAAUGAAUUCACAAUAGAAAGAAAGCCAGAGUUUGGUGGAAAUGUUACCUUCACAAAUUAUGAAGAUAUUGAAGCUGCAUUUGCCAGUGAGGAACUUCAUCCUGGUGAUCUCAAACUUGCUGUAGAAAAGUACUUAAACAAAUUAAUGGAUCCAAUCAGGAAGGAAUUUGAAAGUCCAGAAAUGAAAGCACUUGUCAGCAAAGCUUACCCAACAGGGAAAAACACACCUGGCAAAAAGGGGGCAGCAGCAGCUAAUGGACCCUCAGGGGAUGAUGAGGUAGUUCCUUCCAGACUGGACAUGAGAGUAGGGAAGAUCUUAUCCGUAGAUAAGCACCCUGAUGCAGAGUCCCUGUAUGUGCAGACUGUUGAUGUGGGUGAAGACAAGCCCAGGACUGUAGUGAGUGGGCUGGCUGGUUUAGUACCGAUGGAAGAGCUGCAAGGCAGGCUAGGGGUGUUCUUGUGUAACCUCAAGCCAGUGAAGAUGAGAGGAGUGGAGUCUCAGGCCAUGCUGAUGUGUGCAUCAAAAACAGUUGGAGACAGCAAGGUAGUUGAGCCUUUAGAUCCUUCAAGCAAUGAUGUGCCAGGAAACAGGGUGUUCUUUGAGGAGCACAAAUCUGGUAAACCAGAUGAGGAACUUAAACCCAAGAAGAAAAUCUGGGAGAAGCUACAGGCGGACAUGAGGGUCAAUCAGGAGUGUAUAGGGGAGUGGCAAAGCAGUUUACUAAUGACAGAACUAGGGCCUGUGAAGUGCAAGUCACUAAAGGGAGUUCCAAUUAAGUAGCCAUCAGAAUAAUUUGACAAUGAACUUAAGUGGCAGAAUAUAUGUAUUAUAAUUAUGUAUAUUUAUAUGUAUACUUUAUUUUGGUUCUUAUAAAAACAUAAAAAAUCACAUCUCUUGUAUUUCAUUUGAAGAAAGUUAGUUGCUGAACAAUCAUGUAAACAAUAAUACACAUUAUUUAUUUGUUGCAAUGUACUUUCUACUGUAAGUUGACGAAUGUGACAGUGCACAAACCUAGCAAGUUUUUUUUUUUCUUGUCUGAGAAAUGUUCUUCUUUCCAAUUCUUCUGUGUGAAGUCCUGCAUACCAAUGAUGCCAAAGUUCGAAUAUUUAUCAAGGCAGCAACAGAAAUAAUGCACUCAAUGCUGCUAGCUCAUAACAAAUGAAAAUUUUGAUUUUUUUUCUGUUUUAUUUUAUUAUGUUAGUUGAAUAUUUUCUUCAUUGUAAACACAUAAGUUGUUAACUGUUUCCUUUGGCACCCAAACACCUAUUAAAGUGCUGAAAUAUGUGUACACAAUUGUAGGCAUUUCCGUUAUGUCAUACUUUUAAAACAUUAAGAUAAAAUGAGGAUAGAGAUUUGGAUCUGUAAAACUUGGGAUUAUGUGUGGGGCCUGUUUCACAAUUGUACUGAAAUUUAAGUAAGGAAUCUUAGAGUAAAUUACAAUUGUUUCGACAUGGAGUUUUGCACCCCAUUUCCAUAGAUUAGAUCGACCUACUUUAGAUCGACCUAACUCCCUGUCAGCGGGGCGGACA